CCGUAUGUUUUUUGAAAGCCAACGGGAAAACCCAGUCGGGAAAUUGAGCACCGCCGACAGUGAUGCGACGACACUCUCGAUGCCUUACCAGUUGUUGCGCGGGCAACCGCCCUUAGCUCCGAGGCACAUGUGGAAGUCGAUAGUCCUCCCAUCUUAUAUUCUUAUGAGGACUAUGCUGCCCAGCCCGUACCUUCGCUGGGCACUCAUGCUCAAGGACAAGAUGUGUGUGCGGGAUCUUCUCCGUCCGGAAACGGCGACUUAUCGUCUUCAAGUGGUUCUUCACGGGAUUCGGCGUGCGAUUUCAACAAUAGAGGUAGUGGACCCGCUCACGUCCAAGGAUUUCGCAUGGCUUCCUCUCCCGACCAUGGGCCACUUGCAGGGCCUGCAAUGCGCAACACUAUGCGCUCAUCUUCACACCUACUUAUCCUUCUAUGCACCACCAACUUCGCCGACGGAUGACGAAGCUGCGGUGGGGAACAUCCUUGCGUAUGUUACCAAGGUGGCCCGCGAGUUUCGCACGCAACAGUACGAUGACCACAACGCACCGCUCCUCUACGUCCGCAUCCAAGUUGGGCAAGCGUCCUGCAGCGCUUUGCUGGAUAGCGGCGCGACUCGGAAUUUCAUGAGCCAGGCCUUUACUCAAAGGGUUGGCCUUGGCCCACAAGUUCGAAGGAAGGAAAAUCUUACAGCGAUCAAGUUGGCGGACGAACGGACGCAGCAACUUAUUGACCGCUACAUCGAGGCCGUACCGGUAUAUUUCGCAUCUCAUGCAUGCGAACCGGUGACGUUCGAUGUCUUGGACACGGACUUCGAUAUCAUUUUGGGGAUGCCUUGGCUUGCAAGUGCGGAUCACACGGUCAACUUUCAUCGGCGGACUCUUACCGUCCACGACGCCUUUGGCGCCGAGGUGCCGUGUACCAUUCCUCUUCCGCACCCUUUGAUUCGGUGCCAAGUUGUGACGGCCAAGUCGUUCCGGGCCACUUGUGCUUACGAGCAGCCUGACGAGAUUGACCUAUGUUUUCUACGAACCGUCGUGGUAGCCGACUCUUCACCCACGGACUUGUUUUCGGACCCCCAUAUGCUCAACGCGCAAACCGUCAAGAAUGCGGGGCCUCUUCCUCGUAUCGACGAUCUUCUUGAGCGUUUGGGCGUCGCAAAGUACUUUUCCAAGUUGGACUUGAAGUCGGGCUAUCUUCAGAUUUCGAUACGCCUGAAUGAUGGCUAUAAAUCGACGUUCAAGACGCGGUCCGAGCAUUUUGAGUGGGUAGUCAUGCCUUUUGGCCUCACCAAUGCCCCAACGACCUUUCAAGCGGCAAUGACCAACGAGUUCCGUGCGAUGUUGGACCGGUUAGUGUUGGUCUACUUGGACGACAUUCUCGUCUAUAGUCGGACCUUGGAGGAUCAUCUUGAGCACCUUCGACGAGUGUUGGAGACGCUCCGCCGCGCCAAGCACAAAGCCAAUCGUGACAAGUGCCAAUUUGUCUGGCAAGAGUUGGAAUAUUUGGGCCAUUUUGUCACACCGGAGGGCAUCAGUCCAUUAUCGGACAAGAUUCAAGUUGUCCAAGAGUGUUCAGAGUCGCGGAACGUUACGGAUGUCGGAUCAUUUCGUGGCCUUGUCAGCUACUACCAGCGUUUUAUCAAAGGCUAUUCGAAGAUCGCGGCCAGCUUGACCAAGCUUCAAUGCGAGGAUCGGCCGUUCGACUUCGAUGAGGAUGCGCGGGGUUCAUUUUUUGCCCUCAAAGCCGCUUUGCUAUCCGCGGAGGUCUUGCGCAUCUACGACCCGCUAUUGCCAACACGCGUCACUACCAAUGCGUCUGACUAUGGCAUUGGGGCCGUCCUCGGGCAACACGAUGGCGUGGAUUGGCACCCGGUCGAAUAUUUCAGCAAGAAAAUGCCCGCCGUGCACUCAAUCGACGAUGCAGAGAAGAAGGAGAUAUUAGCCUUCGUCCACACGCUCAAGCGGUGGCAGCAUUUCCUACUUGGUCGAAGUCAAUUCCGAUGGGUAACGGAUAACAAUCCAUUGGUCUUUUACAAGACCCAAGACACGGUCAACAACACCAUCGCCCGUUGGAUGGCUUCCAUUGACCACUUUGACUUCUUUCCCGACCACAUUAUAGGAAAGUCAAACCGUUUUGUGGAUGCUCUUUCACGGCGUCCGGAUCAUUGCACCGCAGUCUACUCGACCUUCGAGAUCGAUGACGACUUGCGGGACAGCUUCAUCCGCGGCUACCAAGCCGACCCCGAGUUUCGCGACAAGUACGCGAAUUGUUCCUCUCCUAAUCCGCAGCGCCAUCACACUAUCGGAUCCAAGAGGGAUAUUUGCUCAUCCACUCGCGGGGGAACGAUUGUCUUUGCGUGCCAAGUGAUUCCCAGUUGCGUAUGCGGCUUCUUGUCGAGAUUCAUGACGCUCCCGCCACCAGACAUUUUGGAGUCAAUCGAACGAUUCACCGACUUCGUGAGUGCUUUUCGUCCCGAUCUUCUCGGCGUCGUCACACGCUAUUGCGAGUCAUGCGAGGUUUGCCGACGUUGCAAAUCCCGCAAUCAUCGUCCGUACGGCGAGUUGCGACCAUUACUGGUCUCCUUGCGCCGAAGGGAAGCAAUUGCCAUAGGUAUCACUGGGCCGUUUCCCAAGCACAAGACCUGUGUGGAUGGGACUCUCACGGUGGUCGACCGACUCACCAAGUUCGCCAUGUUUUUGUCUUGCCGCUAUCAUGCAAGGCACUGGAGUUAGCCGAGGUUCUUUACGCCAGUUGGAUUCGAACCAAGGGUUGCCCCAAGGAAAUCGU
Chara braunii is the source of this 2786-nucleotide messenger RNA. The record is from the annotation of a GenBank genome assembly. NCBI's taxonomy places the organism in Eukaryota, Viridiplantae, Streptophyta, Charophyceae, Charales, Characeae.